Messenger RNA from Vicugna pacos (alpaca), 445 nucleotides. The record is from RefSeq and is a predicted model, not a curated record. Lineage: Eukaryota; Metazoa; Chordata; Mammalia; Artiodactyla; Camelidae.
GCAGAUGACUGAGAAGAUCAAGAAUUUUCAGAAAGAAAACAAAGAACUUGAAGAAAAUGUAUCCUCUUGGGAGCAGAAGACCAACAACGCAAAGAAAUGCUUAGAGGCCAUUAGGCAAAAGAAGAUGCUCUCUGAGGAAGCACUGAAAUUUAAGGAGAACUUGAAAAUCAUUAAGAGGAAGAGUGAGUAUUUGAAUGACAUCAUUCAGAUUGCUCGAGCUAAGCUGCAGUCAGCGAGGGACCAGAACGCCAAGAGCCCACACUUGCCACGUGUUUUGAAGACCAGAUCUGAGGAUACGAUGCAGAGAGCCGAGACAACUGAGGACUGCAGCCUGGAAGGUAUGUUGCUUGUUGGGAAGAAAACCUCAUAUGCAGCCUCAGGGCCUGGUGGCGCCCCUGUGAGGAACGGCAGCGACUUCCGUGCUCAGGAGGCCGAGGAGACACAG